AUGAAGGGUGGUGGUGGGAUGAAAAAGGCUAACUUUGAGGCUCUGAACGUUGUUGUUGUUGGUGGUGGUGUUGAUUUGGGUGGUGGAGAUGGUGGGGGUGUCAAAGUUCAAAAUUUUGAGGGGAUCAAGGGUACUCGAUUGCGGAAAAGUGAAGAAGAGGAAAAAUCCCAUGUGAAGAGUAAUGAAGGUGAAGAAGAAGAUGAUGGCCCUGAGGGAGAGAAAGAAGAUGAAGAAAAUGUUGCUUGUAGUGGUACUGCUGCUGGGGCUCAAAGAGGACAACAAGGUGUUGUUGUUCUUGGUGAAAAUUUCUUUGAAGUUGAAGCUAUACGUCGUAAGAGGGUGCGCAAGGGUCAAGUUCAAUACUUAAUCAAAUGGAAUGGGUGGCCUGAGACAACCAACACUUGGGAGCCUCCAGAAAAUCUAGAGUAUAUUCCUGAUAUUGUUGAAGCUUUUGAGGAGAGCUUGAUGUCAAGAAAACAUCGUAAGCGGAAACGCAAGCAUAUGGUGCAUGAUACUCAACACAAAAAGUGCAAGCAUACACACUCUUCUCCUCCUCUUAAUGAUCAUAGCCUUCCUGAUAUUCCCGACUUCCCUCAAACUGCGUUGUUUUGUGGUGGUGCUGAAGGCAGCAAUCUUGGAAAAGCCACACCGGCCAGUAAUGCUAACAAGUCUGCAAAUGGUUCAAAACAAAAUAUUGAAAGGAAUGAGGAAAAUGAUUAUGAAUCUAAAGCUAUGACUAUCAAUGGGAAUGAUACAGACAAGCUUGCAAUACAAAUUCCAGAAGCUAAGAAUAAAUUGAAAGAUAUAUAUGGAUAUAUUAAAACUUUUCUAAUCAAAGUAUCUCAAUUUGUUAAAUGAUAUUAUGUUGCAUGUAAUGUAACUAAAAGUAAAAUA
Molecule: messenger RNA, 894 nt
Organism: Glycine soja
Lineage: Eukaryota; Viridiplantae; Streptophyta; Magnoliopsida; Fabales; Fabaceae
Product: chromo domain-containing protein LHP1-like
Exons: 4
Coding region: 1-858 (285 amino acids)
Biological process (GO): heterochromatin formation
Source: RefSeq, a predicted model, not a curated record